Messenger RNA from Lycium barbarum (goji berry), 2953 nucleotides. RefSeq names its product two-component response regulator ARR2-like. NCBI's taxonomy places the organism in Eukaryota, Viridiplantae, Streptophyta, Magnoliopsida, Solanales, Solanaceae. The record is from RefSeq and is a predicted model, not a curated record. Bases 402 to 2420 code for a protein of 672 amino acids. Gene Ontology annotation, molecular function: DNA binding; DNA-binding transcription factor activity. Gene Ontology annotation, biological process: phosphorelay signal transduction system; cytokinin-activated signaling pathway. The transcript is spliced from 6 exons.
UGAGCUGGAUUCGAAGACCCACCAUCAUAUAUGGAAAGAAAAAAAAAAACAAACCAUUAAAAGAAUAAAUGUAAAAAUAAGAUAAACCCCAAAAGCAAGUACAGAAAAAUUUACACAUCCAAGAGUUCAAUCUCUUAUGCAUAACACAAAAUAUAUAAAUCCAACUUUUAAUCUCCUAAAUUCCCUCUUUAUGUUCUUUCUGUUGCUUUCUUGUUCCAUUAACAACUUUCUUCUGUCUCUUUCUGUUGUGUUUUUGUAGCUUUUUUGUUCAUUUUUGGUACUAUAGUCUAUAAUAUGACUGUUUACAUAUGUGGAGAUUGAUAUCUACUGUUACUAUACUACUGUUUGUCAAUUUGGGGUUCUUUCUGUUGAUGUAUUGUUGUUGAAAAUUGUGAGAAAUAAUGAAUAUUGGUACUGUGCCUAGUUCUACUGGUUCUUGGAAGUCUGGUGAUGUGGUUUCAGAUCAGUUUCCAGUAGGCUUAAGGGUACUUGUAGUUGAUGAUGACCCUACUUGUUUAAGGAUCUUGGAAAAGAUGUUAAGGAACUGCCACUAUGAAGUGACCAAGUGUAAUAGGGCUGAGAUUGCACUAUCGUUGCUCCGGGAAAACAAGAAUGGGUUUGACAUUGUUAUAAGUGAUGUACAUAUGCCAGACAUGGAUGGUUUCAAACUUCUUGAGCACAUUGGUUUGGAGAUGGACCUGCCUGUUAUAAUGAUGUCGGCGGAUGAUAGUAAGGAUGUGGUUAUGAAAGGAGUUACUCAUGGUGCAUAUGAUUAUCUAAUCAAACCGGUGCGGAUUGAGGCACUAAAGAAUAUUUGGCAGCAUGUUGUUCGUAAAAAGAAACAUGAGUGGAAGGAUAACAAUUUCGAUCAAUCAGGAAGUGUGGAAGAGGGAGAUCGGCAGCAGAAACCAUCAGAAGAUGCUGAUUACUCAUCUUCAGCUAAUGAAGGAAACUGGAAAAACUCUAAGAAAAGAAAGGAAGAGGAAGAAGACGCUGAAGAUAGGGAUGAUCAAUCCACACUAAAGAAGCCACGUGUCGUUUGGUCAGUGGAGCUUCAUCAGCAAUUUGUACAAGCUGUGCAUCAACUUGGAAUUGACAAGGCCGUUCCCAAGAAAAUCUUGGAACUGAUGAAUGUUUCUGGACUAACCAGAGAAAAUGUUGCUAGCCACCUUCAGAAAUAUCGGUUGUAUCUCAGAAGGUUGAGUGGUGUAUCACAGCACCAAAAUGGACUGAACAACUCAUUCAUGGGACGCCCAGACCCAACCUUUGGCACAAUAUCUUCCCUCAAUGGGCUUGAUCUUCAAGCUAUUGCUGCCGCCGGUCAAAUCCCUGCACAAAGUCUUGCUACCCUCCAAGCAGCGGCCCUCGGUAGAUCUGCUACAAAAUCUGCCAUAGCUAUGCCCCUAGUAGAUCAAAGAAACCUUUUCAGCUUCGAAAAUUCCAAGUUGAUAUUUCCAGAAGGGCAACAACUGAAUAAUAGCAAUAAGCAAAUCGACUUGCUGCAUGGAAUCCCAACCACCAUGGAACCGAAGCAGCUUGCAAAUUUGCACCAGCCUUCCCAGACCUUUGUGGGUAUGAAUAUGCAAGUGAACUCCACGACACAACAUAAUAAUUCUCUGCUUAGGCGAAUGUCCCAAUCACAACCAAGGGCUCAAAUGCUAAAUGGAGCAAAUAAUGGCAGUCAAGUUUCGAGGCUUCCAUUGUCCAUGCAGCAAUCUUUGUCGUCAGAGGGGAUACCUGGUGCGGUCCUAGCACAGAGUGGUAUUGUUGACAAUGCACGAGGAAGUGUGUACAAUCCAGUCUCCCAAGGAUCUUCAAUGGUAGAUUUCUCGGUAAAUCAAAGCAAGGAGUUGCAAAGCUACAACUUUUCUCUUGGGAGUAAUAGUUCAGGGAUGUCCUCUUUGACUAAUCGAGGGAUGCUUCAGCAAGAAGUGAACUCUGAUAUCAAAGGAUCUAGAGGUUUCCCUUCUAAUUAUGAUAUUUUCAACGAACUCCAUCAGCCAAAAUCGCAGAACUGGGGUUUACAGAAUGUUGGUUCAACCUAUGACGCCUCUCAUCAUCCAAGUAUACAGGGAACUCAGGGUGUGUCAUCACAAUUGUUACUUCAACGAGGGAUUUCUUCUACACACAACAGUGGACAAAACAGAAAUGCUCCUAUUGGGAAACCAAUGUACUCCAAUGGGGAAGAAACUGGACAUUCUAAUCCUAUGGGUGGACAACAACUUAACUCUGUUGGUGGGAAUAUGCUUGCUGUUAAAGCCGAAAGAUUUCCCGACGCAGACUAUCAGAAUACCAUUUUCCCGGAGCAAUUUGGACAGGAUGACCUCAUGAGUGCCUUCCUAAAACAGCAAGGAAGUGUUGGCCCAGUUGAAACUGAAUUUGGCUUCGAUGGAUACACGUUGGAUAAUCUUCCGGUUUAAGAUGUGAACAAAGCUUAGUUGUUGAUGUACCUGACAGUUUAAACAUAUAAUUUAAAGACACCAGUGUACAUAGUUGCUGUUACACCUGAAAAUUCCCAGUGAACCAAAAUGAAGGAGUCUCGGUUUUUUCUUCAGCUAUAAAACUUGGAUUGUGCUCUAAGAAGACAGUAGCUGUCGGAUGGGAAGUAUGAAUAUCAGAUAGACCACAGAAGGGAAUAGACUAAGCUGUUUGAUGAUACUACUGCAUGGUGCGCCAAAGGCAAACAUGCAAAGUUUUUGCUGGUAUUAAUAGGUGAUUUUAGGAGAAUCACAUUUCUUGGGUGCAGACGUUAGGUGCAGGGAUUUUCGUAAACAGGAGGGUCAAGUUCUAACUUCAAUAAUGCAAUCUUUUCCCUUUCGCAUUCAGGAUUGAUCUUUUAAUGUACAGAUUUCAUUUGAAUUACUUAUUAGGAUAAGUCUGUCGGAUUUAUAUAGUUCAUUGUUUUUCUCCAUUUCAUGUUUUACUUUUAGGUGUGCAGCUCUCUUGAGAUGUA